AUGAAAAUUUACUAUAUUGGUGUUCUAAGAAACACUACUGAAAAGGCUUUGGAGCUUUGCUCGGUAAAGGACUUGUCACAGUUUGGAUUCUUUGAAAGAAGCGGAGUAGCACAGUUCAUGACCUUUUUCUCUGAAACGGUGGCCGCCAGAACCUCCGCUGGUCAGAGGCAAAGUAUCGAGGAAGGGAACUACAUCGGACACGUUUACAGUAGGUCAGAGGGUUGUUGUGGUGUGCUCAUCACCGACAAGGAGUAUCCAGUGAGACCAGCUUACACUUUGCUCAAUAAGAUUCUGGACGAGUAUCUCGUCGCACAUCCACCCGUGGAAUGGAAAGACAUAAGUGCUGCAAACGACCGCUUGAUGCUCAAAGAGUUGGACAUAUAUAUCGCCAAGUACCAAGAUCCUUCUCAAGCGGACUCCAUCAUGCGCGUACAACAAGAGCUUGAUGAAACCAAAAUCGUAUUGCACAAGACCAUCGAGUCCGUACUUCAAAGAGGCGAAAAACUGGAUAAUCUGGUCGACAAGUCCGAAAGUUUGUCAGCCAGUUCCCGUAUGUUCUACAAGCAAGCCAAGAAGACCAAUUCAUGCUGUGUAAUUAUGUAA
Molecule: messenger RNA, 603 nt
Organism: Lachancea nothofagi CBS 11611
Lineage: Eukaryota; Fungi; Ascomycota; Saccharomycetes; Saccharomycetales; Saccharomycetaceae
Source: the annotation of a GenBank genome assembly